Didymodactylos carnosus is the source of this 2271-nucleotide messenger RNA. NCBI's taxonomy places the organism in Eukaryota, Metazoa, Rotifera, Eurotatoria, Philodinida, Philodinidae. The record is from the annotation of a GenBank genome assembly.
AUGACAGCUAAAGGCAUAACAAAAAGAAAUCAACAAUAUUUUGUUGUUCCAAGCGAUCGAUUUUCUAAAGCAAUAGAACAACUAGCAAAGAGUGCCGAAGAAAACAAAUUUUAUCAUGGUUCCGAUACUGAGCGAAGUGAUCAGACAGACAUAAAUCGGUUAGAGAAUGCAAGUUUACCAAAUAAUAUUGACGAUGAUCAAGAUUCUGUUGCUUAUGGCGACGAUACACUUAGUGCUAGUAGUGAUAAUACGUCAGAUAUUACAAACGUGAUGAAAGAAAAUGAAAAAAAAAUUAGAGCUCUAAGUGAAUCAUACAUGAAUCGCUUUGUAAUGCUCGAACAACAAUUACAGGAGCAUCAACAAAUGCCAAGACGACUAACACAUAUGGAUAGUAUUCAAAUUACAACAAAAAAUUCACAGUUACAAUUGUCAAAUCAAUUAAUUCAAUGUACAAAAAUCAAUGAUACAGCAAUAAAUAAAAAGAACGAAUUUUCAUCUGAGUCACUGGACACAUUUCUGAAUAGUUUACAAGAGAUCAUAUUACGAGAGGAAAAGAAACGAGAAAAAUCCUACUUCACUAAUGAUCAUACAAGAGAAAUUAAUUUGUCGUCGAUGAUAGUGGCUGUUGCUCAAUGUCUAAAAGAUUACGAAGGAGAAUUAUAUCAUGCAAAACAAAGGAUUAAUUAUUUGAAAGAUCAACAAGAACAUAUUUUGAAUGAAAAUAAACAACUUUUGAAUAAUUUAACGCAAGAUUUUGAACAAAAUAUAAUUAACGUUCGACAUUCUUAUGAUCAGCGUCUCAACGUACAACGAGAAGAAACAACAAAAAUUAUGCAAACAUUAGAAAAAUCGAAAACCGAUUUAACAACACUACAAGAAAACUAUGAAAAAAAGUUACGCGUUAAAGAUGAGUUACUGCGUGAGAUGAACGACCGUUUUGGAAAUAGAGAAAAAGAAUACAAUGUUCACCAACAAAAUUUACAAAUAAAGUUUGAACAGUUUGAAAAAAGUUUUGAAACAUUACAAAAUCAAAAUAGACAAAUUGAUAAUAGUAAUAAACAAUUAAUCAAAGAAAAACACGAUUUACAACUUCAAAUUUCUGCGCUUCAUAAUGAUCUUCAGCGAUCUCAAAAUGCUUUUAUUCUACAGUCAAAAGAUUAUUCAGAAUUAUCACAGAAGUUGACAGCUGCAUGUGAUAGACUCAGUGAAUGUGAACAGUAUCAAAAUCAAUUAAAACAUUGGUUUUCACUUGUAUCUCCCGAACAUAUUCUAUCAAAAUUCUCACUCGAAGAAAUGACGUCGAUCGUCUCACUCAAAGUGAGUCGUCUCAUGGAUGUAUCUAAACAAUAUGAAAUGAUCAUUAGUAUUAUGGGCGAUGAUGAUAAGACUAGUAAUUUGUUAAAUCCAAUGCCUCUUCAUAUGAGAAUCAAAGAACUAAUAAAAACAAACGAUCAACUAUUUCAGUCUUACUCAGAAAUUAGUAAUAAAUAUAAUGCAUUACUUUUACAAACAACAAUGUUAACUGAUAUCAUAAAACAACAUAGUUCAGAAACUGCCAAUCUUCGAGCAGAAAACGAACAAUAUUGUGAAACAAAUGCAAAUCUUAUUGGACAGACUGAAAAGAUGAAAAAUGAAUUACAGAACAUACAACUAAAAUUUUCAGAGAAAACUACCGUAUCUGCUCAUGUUGAACAUGAACUAAAUAUGGAAAAACAACAUUAUAAUGAAUUAAAAAAACAUUAUGAAACAGCAUUAACAGAUAAAGAAAUUUUGAUUAAGGAAUUGCAAACACGACGAGAAACAAUUGUUCAAUAUGAAAAAGAGGAAAAAGAUGAUAUGAAUCAACAGUUAAUAAAGCUAAAUGCUGUUCUUAAGUCACAAGUAAAACAAAACGGAUUAAGUGACGGUGAUAAAUAUAGGGAACUGAAUGAUCGUACAUCUAAAGUACGUCCUUCGAAUGACGAAAUAUUGCCAAUACGUGCGACUUCAACUCCAACCCCAAGUUAUCUAGAUCAUGAAAUACAACCAUCCGAUAAUAAUAAUGUUGUUCAGCAAUUAGUUUUAGAAAAACAACUUAAUACUGAGUCAGAUAUUUAUAAUCCAUACGUUACAAAACAAAUAAAUCAAGUUUUAUAUGAAAUGAAAAAUUUAUUGUCAUCAAGUCGUGCUGUUAUUCAACAAGACAUACUACCCGUGAAAGAUAAUCAACCGACAGAUCGAAAUCAUCAGUUGCAUAAAUCUUUAAAACAUAAACCUCAUCAGCAAAAGUAA